This is a messenger RNA of Folsomia candida, 4068 nucleotides long. It is a transcript of the gene kz, whose product is annotated as probable ATP-dependent RNA helicase kurz. Gene Ontology annotation, biological process: maturation of SSU-rRNA from tricistronic rRNA transcript (SSU-rRNA, 5.8S rRNA, LSU-rRNA). Lineage: Eukaryota; Metazoa; Arthropoda; Collembola; Entomobryomorpha; Isotomidae. Gene Ontology annotation, cellular component: intracellular anatomical structure; nucleolus. Gene Ontology annotation, molecular function: RNA binding; ATP binding. The record is from RefSeq and is a predicted model, not a curated record. The transcript has 17 exons. The coding region runs from base 169 to 3963 and encodes 1264 amino acids.
GAACUGCGAUCGCUCCACGUGAAUAUUGUUGUGCUCUGCAUAAGAUAAAAAUGUGAAAUGUGCAUGCGAAUUAAUUGUUGAGAAUUUUUUAACUAAUAAACUCACUAAAUUGCGUCGUGACGGAUUCAAAAAGUUGAAGUGUGUUUCUUGCAUAACGAAUCUACCACAAUGGGCGGAGAUAGGAAAGGAAAGGGCUUCAAUCAAAAGGGACCCCAAGGUCAGCGUGUAGGCAAGAAAGGCAAGAAAAAGGACGGUGAUGUCAAUGCAAAGAGUUGUGCUCAGCAGAUUGCCGUAGACUCGUCUGCAUUUGAUGGUAAAUAUGACGAAGCCAAUCCAUUACUCUUGCCACAAAAGCCGAAGAAGGAAAAGGGACAACAUAAGGAGGAAGGGGGUGCAGGCAGAGUUCAGUUUGCUAAAAAAUUAUUGAGCAAGAAGCAGCGGAAACGACUUCAGCAAAUUGUUGACCGCAGAGAGAAAAAGAGUGGAAGAGCAGAACUGUUGGAAGAACUUCAGAAAUAUCAAUUGCCUGCGGAAACAUUUCAGAAACUUACUCCGCUUGUCCAAGUGCAAACAGAAGGACUGAAGAAACUUUUUAGUCAGAUCCAGAAGGAUAAAGUCUUGGAAGACGAAAAGGAACGUGUUCGAAAAGGAAAUAAGCGAGCGCGAGGAGAAAGUGAUGAUGACGAUGAUGAUCACGAUGAAGAUAUUAAUUAUGGGGUAUUGGCUGUUGCUGAACCAGUAAAGAAGAAAUUAAGACCAAAGAGCAGUAUCAAAGGUGCCAACAAGCUCAAGAACCAAAACCAACACAAGUUUAGAAGUUGGAGUGGACGAUUUGGGGUGAAAGGUGUUGAUAAGAAAAAUGAUCCAAAAGUUUUGGGAUUUGAAGAAGAAUCGUCUUCUGAUGAAGAUGUGUCAAAUGACUUGGAGAGCAUACCACUAGCAAUUAAGGAAGAAGAAACUUCAACGAAUUAUAACGAGGAAGAUUUUGCUGGCGAUGACCAAGUAGAAAUUGUCCCUGAGGAUGAAGAAGCUAAGACAAAAUCUAACAUUGUUGAAGUAAUCAAUCUCACCGGAGGAGAAAUUCCUCCAGAAGUCAAUGGUCUGACUGAAUCCAAGAAGGCUAAAAAGGCUAAAAAAAAACAGUUAUCAUCUGAAAAGAAUGACAUUGUCCCCCCCCGUGUUGCAAAAACAUUUGUGCCUGUUCAUCGAACAAAAGAAAUUGAGCUUGUCCGAAGCAAAUUGCCAAUUAUUCCUGAAGAACAGAUAAUUAUGGAAUCGAUAACGGAAAAUCCUGUGACUGUACUAGCGGGGGAAACCGGAAGCGGUAAAACCACCCAAAUUCCUCAAUUUCUGUAUGAAGCCGGGUACUCUUUAAAUGGGAAAAUCAUUGGUGUCACGGAACCGAGAAGAGUUGCAGCAAUAGCGAUGUCAAUGCGAGUCGCCAAAGAGCUUAACCUUCCAACUGAUGUGGUUUCUUACCAGAUUCGAUUUGACGGAAAUGUAACUCCCAGAACACAAAUUAAGUUUAUGACAGACGGAGUGUUACUAAAGGAAAUAGAAAGAGAUUUUCUUCUCUCAAAAUACUCUGCCAUUUGCGUCGAUGAGGCUCACGAAAGAUCCCUUUAUACUGACUUGCUCAUAGGACUAUUGUCUCGUUGUGUUCACAUCCGGAAAAAAAGGAAUGACCCACUAAAACUUGUUAUCAUGUCUGCUACGAUGCGAGUAGAAGAUUUUGUUGAGAAUGCCAUCUUAUUCAGAUCUCCACCUCGUCUAAUCCACGUUCCCACUCGACAAUUCCCAGUGCAAGUGCAUUUUAGCAAGUUUACUCCAGAAAAUUAUCUCGUUGCCGCAUAUAAAAAGGUGGUUCAGAUUCAUAGAAAACUCCCUCCAGGGGGAAUUCUUAUUUUCCUUACGGGACAACAAGAAGUGAGAACUCUUGUAAAACAACUUUGCAAGAUAUUUCCGUCUGCAUCAGAACAAGAUGAUUGCGAGGAUGUUUCAUCGUUUGUGCCGUCUUCUACGAGUAAAAAACGCAUGUCCAAAUUUAAGAAGAAAGAAAAGUCGAAAGAAAUUCGAACGUUAGCUUCAAAGUUAAAAACAUUUGACUUGGAAAAGUUACAGGCCAACCCACUGAAGAGCGAGGAAGAGGAAGAUGAAAACGACAACUUUGAAGAGUCUGAAGAUGAGGACAACGAGUGGGGUGAUGAUAUAUCUGGUCCAAAAGAACCCCUUCAUGUUCUUCCAUUAUAUUCCAUGUUACCUAAUAAAGAACAACAGAAGGUAUUUGAAUCGCCACCUAAUGGGACAAGAAUGUGUGUUGUUGCUACAAACGUAGCAGAAACGUCGCUUACAAUUCCUUCCGUCCGUUACGUCGUGGAUUGUGGAAAGGUAAAGCAGAAAGUUUGGGACAAGCUUACUGGAGUUCAACAAUUUCAGAUAUGUUGGGAAUCCAAAGCAUCCGCUGAACAAAGAACGGGUCGCGCCGGUCGUACUGGACCAGGACAUUGCUACCGACUUUUUUCGUCCUCUGUAUUUACGGAUGAGUUUAGUGCAUAUUCCAAACCAGAAAUACAAGUCAGACCAGUUGACGAUAUGAUGCUGCUAAUGAAAUCAAUGGGGAUAGACCGAGUCCAAAACUUUCCUUAUCCUUCCUCACCUGCCACUGCGCAACUAGUCGCUGCUGAAAAAACACUGUUAUCCUUGGGAGCAUUGCAAACUAAGGAAAAGUCAACGCUGAAGCCGAGGGUGUCAAAUAAAUCAUCUCUUCAUCUAGAAGACAAUACAAUAAUAAGCGAAUUAGGAAAAACAAUGUCGCAUUUUCCUCUGGGUCCUAGAUUUUCUAAAAUGCUCGCCUUAAGCUUUCAUCAUUCCUUAGUGGAAUUUACGAUCGCACUUGUUUCUGCUCUAACCGUUCAGGAAGUAUUCCUUGAUGCCUCAUUACAUGAUUCCGGAAAAGAUGUGAAAUCUAGCUGGGCUGUACUGAGAAGAAAAUGGGCUGGAAGUGGUUCUUCGUUCCUAUUAGGCGAUUGUAUGGUACUUCUGAGAGCAGUUGGCGCUUUUGAAUAUUCAGGAGGGACUCCUGAGUUUUGUCUAAAAACUGGUCUAAGAUUUAAGGCGAUGAAUGAAAUUAGAAAACUUCGAAAACAGCUCACAUCUGAAGUAAACUUGAUGGUGUCAGAAGGGGAGGAAGUGCCUCUUAAUCCAAACAUGGAACCUCCCACGGAAGAACAGGCUGUCCUUUUACGACAGAUUAUUCUCAGUGGACUUCCAGAUCGAGUGGGACGAAAGAUUUUAGAGUCUGAAUUAAGAGAAGGAGAAGACCCUAAAGUCUAUAGACAUGCGUAUCGGUGUGAUGAAUUAGAAGAUCCCGUCUUUCUUCACACAUCGUCCGUCCUCCGUUCAACGAAACCUCAAUGGAUCGUUUAUCAAGAGGUGUUUGAAUCCAAUGGAAAAAUGUACCUUCGUGGCGUCUCUGCAAUAGAGCCAGAUUGGAUCCCAUUAUUUUGCAAAACAUUAUGUAAAUUGGAAAAUCCAUUAAAAGAUCCACCUCCAUUCUUCAACAAAGAUAAAGGUGACGUGUACUGUUCUGUAAAAGCUACAUAUGGAAAGCAAGGCUGGGAACUUCCUAUAGUUGAGACGGAAUAUCCCAUAUUCCUCGAAAAGUUUAAACUGUUUGCUCAAUUUCUUUUGGAGGGUCUCGUAUUUCCAAAACUUGGCAAGUGGCGAGAGAAACUGUUAUCAAUGCCAAUUACGAUGACCAAGCCUUGGGCGAAGUUACAACCUCGCACCCAAACAUUGCUGCUCCCUCUCACCAAAAAUGGAAUCCAUUCUAAAUCUCUAUUAGAAGAAAGAUGGAAACUGGACCAGUCGUUUUUACUCUCAGAGUAUUUGACAUGGCUUCCAGACGAUAUACACAAUGAAGUAAAGUCUGAAUGGCCUCCAAUUGAGUCAUCAGUAGUGUAGCUAGAAUAUAUUUUUUAAAUUUGACAAUCGUGUUUGCAUUAGUACUGGUUACGAGACAUUAUUAUUAUAGCAAGAUUGAAAAUACAAAAAUUGUAAAUCGGAAAA